Messenger RNA from Ceratotherium simum simum (southern white rhinoceros), 2273 nucleotides. It is a transcript of the gene ZBTB48, whose product is annotated as zinc finger and BTB domain containing 48. NCBI's taxonomy places the organism in Eukaryota, Metazoa, Chordata, Mammalia, Perissodactyla, Rhinocerotidae. Gene Ontology annotation, molecular function: protein binding; RNA polymerase II cis-regulatory region sequence-specific DNA binding; DNA-binding transcription factor activity, RNA polymerase II-specific. The record is from RefSeq and is a predicted model, not a curated record. Gene Ontology annotation, biological process: regulation of transcription by RNA polymerase II. Gene Ontology annotation, cellular component: nucleus.
GUCACGUCCGGCGGCGGCGACGGCGGCGUUUCCGUACGGUCGGCCGAGCACGUACGGCCUGGGCUGUUGGUUCGUAGGGCUGUGGAGGCGACGCGGCCCGGGGCCGGGCACAAGGAGGACCGGCCCGGGUGAGGAGACAGACCAUGGACGGCUCCUUCGUCCAGCACAGUGUGAGGGUUCUGCAGGAGCUCAACAAGCAGCGGGAGAAGGGCCAGUACUGCGAUGCCACCCUGGACGUGGGGGGCCUGGUGUUCAAGGCACACUGGAGUGUCCUUGCCUGCUGCAGCCACUUUUUCCAGAGCCUCUACGGGGAUGGCUCAGGGGGCAGUGUUGUCCUCCCUGCCGGCUUCGCUGAGAUCUUUGGCCUCCUGUUGGACUUUUUCUACACUGGUCACCUUGCCCUCACCUCAGGGAACCGGGAUCAGGUGCUCCUGGCAGCCAGGGAGUUGCGAGUACCAGACGCUGUGGAGCUAUGCCAGAGCUUCAAGCCCAAAACUUCAGUGGGACAGGCACCAAGUAGCCAGAGUGGGUUGGGGAAACCUGCCCCCAGGGAUGUGAACAGCCACCCCAAAGAGCCAGCAGGCUUGGAGGAAGAGGAAGUUUUGAGGACUCUAGGUCAAAUCUCCAGGGAUCAGGAGCUCAGUGACAGUCACAGUCCCCAGAGGCCCCAGCUUGGUCUUCCUGCUCAGAGUGAGAGUCCCUCCUUCCUCCGUGGGAAACUCAAGCAGGCCCUGAAGCUUUGUUCCCCAGAGGACAAGGAGCCUGAGGAUUGCAAGGUGCCCCCAAGGCCCUUCGAGGCUGAAGGUGCCCAGCUGCAGGGCGGGAGUAAUGAGUGGGAAGUGGUGGUUCAAGUUGAGGACGAUGGGGAUGGCGGUGACGUUUCUGAGACUGAGACUAUGCCGACCAGGAGGAAAUCAAACGUAAUGAGAAAGCCCUGUGCUGCCGAGCCAGCCCUGAGUGCAGGUUCCCUAGCAGCUGAAGCCUCUGAGAACAGAAAAGGUACAGCGGUGCCGGUUGAAUGUCCCACAUGUCAUAAAAAGUUCCUCAGCAAAUAUUAUCUAAAAGUCCACAACAGGAAACACACUGGGGAGAAACCUUUCGAGUGUCCCAAAUGUGGAAAGUGUUACUUUCGGAAGGAGAACCUCCUGGAGCAUGAAGCCCGGAAUUGUAUGAACCGUUCAGAACAGGUCUUCACGUGCUCUGUGUGCCAGGAGACCUUCCGCCGGAGGAUGGAGCUGCGGGUGCACAUGGUGUCCCACACGGGGGAGAUGCCCUACAAGUGUUCCUCCUGCUCCCAGCAGUUCAUGCAGAAAAAGGACUUGCAGAGCCACAUGAUCAAGCUGCACGGAGCCCCCAAGCCCCACGCCUGUCCCACCUGUGCCAAGUGCUUCCUGUCCCGAACAGAACUGCAGCUGCAUGAGGCUUUCAAGCACCGCGGGGAGAAGCUGUUUGUGUGCGAGGAGUGCGGGCACCGGGCCUCGAGCCGAAAUGGCCUGCAGAUGCACAUCAAGGCCAAGCACAGGAACGAGAGGCCGUAUGUCUGUGAGUUCUGCAGCCACGCCUUCACCCAGAAGGCCAAUCUCAACAUGCACCUGCGCACACACACAGGCGAGAAGCCCUUCCAGUGCCACCUCUGUGGCAAGACCUUCCGCACCCAAGCCAGCCUGGACAAGCACAACCGCACCCACACCGGCGAGAGGCCCUUUAGCUGUGAGUUCUGCGAGCAGCGCUUCACUGAGAAGGGGCCCCUGCUGAGGCACGUGGCCAGCCGCCACCAGGAGGGCCGGCCCCACUUCUGCCAGAUCUGUGGGAAGACCUUCAAAGCGGUGGAGCAGCUGCGUGUGCACGUCAGAAGGCACAAGGGGGUUAGGAAGUUUGAAUGCACUGAAUGUGGCUACAAGUUCACCCGGCAGGCCCACCUGCGGAGGCACAUGGAGAUCCAUGACCGGGUGGAGAACUACAACCCACGGCAGCGCAAGCUCCGGAACCUGGUCAUUGAGGAUGAGAAGAUGGUGGUGGUGGCACUCCAGCCGCCUGCUGAGCUGGAGGUGGGCUCGGCUGAGGUCAUCGUGGAGUCCCUGGCCCAGGGCGGCCUGGCCUCCCAGCUCACUGGCCAGAGACUAUGUGCAGAGGAGAGCUUUGCAAGCCCGGGCGUCAUGGAGCCCUCACUCAUCAUCACGGCUGCCAUCCCUGAGGACUGUGACACGUAGCCCCCUGCCCACCACAGCCCACUUGGCCCCAGCCCCCAAUAAACCACAUGGCUUUGGACUUGA